AUGUCGACGAUGCGGAGAAAGGUGAACAGCGGCGACUUUUAUGCCGAGUACCACGGCCACCGGGCUGGCCAUUUGAAGGCCGUGCUGGAGGGUCUGCCUGCGGAUCGCAGGCGCGUGUUCCUGGUUGGGGAUUCCAGCCUCGACAACAAGCACUGGCUGUUCCGUGGAGAAAACAAGCGACUCUUCUUUCGCAGCGCACAACAGGAGGAACCCUGCACCGCGCAGGCCGUGGGCGGCUACGAGAACGUGCUCCUGCCACCGCUCAUGGCCCGCGACGUCGCGUUCUGGUGCGCGCACGAGGCGGAGGCCCGCGGCAAGCCGCUCUCCGUGCUCAACUGCGCCGUGGAGGAGUCUGCGCUCGGCGACCGUGACAGAGGGCGCCACCUCCUGCCGCAGGACGAGUUUGUUCGCGACAACCUCCGAGAGAACGACAUCCUCAUUGUCUCUGUUGGGGGCAACGACGUUGCGCUCAAGCCCACGUUCCGCACACUGCUGUCCAUGGCGGGCCUGACCUUGCUCACACCGACACGCGUCGUGCGACGCUGGCGCACGGGCCUGGGCAUCGGCCACAUGAUCGACCUCUUCAAGACACAGGUUGAGCGCUACAUUGAGGCGCUCACAGCAAAGACGCGGCCUCGCGCCGUCAUCGUGUGUAGCAUCUAUUUCCCCUGUGCUGUCACGCAGGGCUGGGCAUCCACCAUCCUCAACCUGGCCGGCUAUCGCAAACACCCGGAGCACCUGCAGUCGCUCAUCACGCUGAUCCACGAGCGGGCAACCUCGCAGUGCAGGCCUGGGUGUGGCAGCCAACAUGCUGGCGAAGAAGCAGGCGAGGCGACCAGUGAGGACGAUGUGGGUCCACAAGUCAUCAUCCCCGUGGCCCUGUCUGAGGUGCUUGAUCCAAACGAUGCUGGCGACUAUGAGGAGCAGGUGGAGCCGAGCGUUGUUGGCGGACAGAAGAUGGCCGUCCGCUUCCUCGAUGCACUGGAGGAUGCACAUGUCAUUUGA
Molecule: messenger RNA, 1005 nt
Organism: Salpingoeca rosetta
Lineage: Eukaryota; Choanoflagellata; Craspedida; Salpingoecidae
Exons: 2
Coding region: 1-1005 (334 amino acids)
Source: RefSeq, a predicted model, not a curated record